Klebsormidium nitens is the source of this 1257-nucleotide messenger RNA. The record is from the annotation of a GenBank genome assembly. Lineage: Eukaryota; Viridiplantae; Streptophyta; Klebsormidiophyceae; Klebsormidiales; Klebsormidiaceae.
UUCUCUUUGACGCCAGCAUACAAGGAGUUAAAGAGAAGACUGUAAUCUUGUUUCUGGGCGGCAGCACGGUUGGCCAUUGUAAAGAUCAGGGUUCGUUUCAGAUCUGCGCCGCAGCUAUGGCGUUUUCACUGGCGCACGCUGGUGUGCUGAACCUACAAGCUUUGGCAUUCUCUCCUGCCUCUUGUACCACCUCUCAGAAUGCUGUGAGGUCCUCAACAGGAGUUGCGCCAGCUUUCAUGAAGCAGCGCGCGCCAUUCAUGUUUAACUCAAGGAGACGUUGCGCUUCGAUCGUGGCAGCAGCAGAUGGCAACUCCAGCUAUCGGGACUUAGAAACCGUGUCGGCUGGAAGUACAGAAGAAAUUAGCGAAGAGGUGCUUGGGGGCGAGAUUUUCAGGCCGAUGCAGGAUCUUCAAGAGUCUGGCAUCCUUGACCUUGUGGACCAACGAGGCAACGACACAUCGCUGGCCAGGCAGCGCUACUCUCCAGACACGGAGACCGCCAUCAAUGACUCAAUCAAUGUUGCAUAUACGCUCAGCUAUGCAUUCCACAGCAUGGCGGCCUUCUUCGAUCGGGACAACAUCGCGCUUCAGAACGUCGCCAAGUACUUUUAUGACCGAAGCAAAUACGAGCUGGAUGACGCGCUCAAGCUGACGGACUACCAGAAUCGGAGGGGAGGACGAGUGCAGCUGCUGCCGCUGCAGGCGCCCUUCAGCGAGUUCGACGAUCCCGAGAAGGGGGACGCGCUCAACACGUUUGAGCUGGCGCUUGGCUUGGAGAAGAUCCAGAACGAAAAGUACCUUGCACUGCAGGCGGCGAUUGCGGAGGUCGGCGAUCCCCAAGCGGACGACUACGUGAAGAGCACAUACUUGCAUCCCCAGAUUGAGAAGUUGAAGCGGACUGCCGAGCAGGUGCGACAGCUCAGGCGGGUUGGAAAGGGUUACGGUGUGUGGCAUUUCGACCAAGAAUUAGAGGGCGGGGAGGAGAUUCCAGAGCCUGUAGCUUAGACGACCAUUCGUUCCUUGUAUACCCUUUACAAUCGCUGCCCCAUUGAGCGGAGGUGUAGUGUACCUAAGAAUGGCAAUAGCGGGUAGAAGCCUGCUCUGAGCUUGUUCCAUUUUGAUAUUGUUCUUCAAGGUUAUGCAGCACGCAACGGUCAAUCCGAAUCUGAUCCCGAGUCCAGUACCUCGCUGCUAUUUUGUAUUUUGUUCAGCCAACGCUUACUUCUGAGCUGAUGUCGCGAUAGGUCGCUUUGUCACU